CCGCCUGUCGCGACAGUCGGGGCCGAGGCCCAGGGGGAGGUGGCCUGUCGCGGGUCGCCCGGCUCCCGGAGGCGAGGGGGGCGCGGGCGGAUGGCGGAAGGCGCCCAGCCGCAGCAGCCGCCUCAGCUCGGGCCCGGCGCCGCUGCCCGGGGGAUGAAGCGGGAGUCGGAGCUGGAGCUGCCGGUGCCCGGAGGGGGAGGAGACGGAGCCGAGCCCGGCCUGAGCAAGCGGCCGCGCACCGAGGAGGCGGCGGCCGACGGCGGCGGCGGGAUGCAGAACGAGCCACUGACUCCAGGUUAUCAUGGAUUCCCAGCACGGGACAGCCAGGGUAACCAGGAGCCGACAACAACUCCUGACGCCAUGGUCCAGCCGUUUACGACCAUCCCGUUCCCGCCGCCUCCACAGAACGGAAUUCCCACAGAGUACGGAGUGCCGCACACUCAGGACUACGCCGGCCAGACCAGCGAGCACAACCUGACGCUGUACGGGAGCACGCAGGCCCACGGCGAGCAGAGCAGCAGCCCGCCCAGCACGCAGAACGGCUCCCUCACGCAGACAGAAGGGGGCGCACAGACAGAUGGCCCGCAGUCACAGACACAAAGUAGUGAGAACUCAGAGAGCAAAUCCACCCCGAAGCGGCUGCACGUCUCUAAUAUUCCCUUCCGCUUCCGGGACCCCGACCUCCGGCAGAUGUUUGGGCAGUUUGGCAAAAUCCUAGAUGUAGAAAUAAUCUUUAAUGAACGUGGCUCUAAGGGAUUCGGGUUCGUAACUUUCGAGAAUAGUGCUGAUGCAGACAGGGCCAGGGAGAAAUUGCACGGCACCGUGGUAGAGGGCCGUAAAAUCGAGGUGAAUAAUGCUACAGCGCGCGUAAUGACCAAUAAGAAGAUGGUCACACCAUAUGCAAAUGGUUGGAAAUUAAGCCCCGUAGUUGGAGCUGUAUAUGGCCCUGAGUUAUAUGCAGCAUCCAGCUUUCAAGCAGACGUGUCCUUAGGCAAUGACGCAGCAGUGCCCCUAUCAGGAAGAGGGGGUAUUAACACUUACAUUCCUUUAAUCAGUCUCCCUUUAGUUCCUGGCUUCCCUUACCCGACUGCAGCCACCACGGCGGCCGCGUUCAGAGGAGCCCAUCUGAGGGGCAGAGGGCGGACGGUAUAUGGGGCAGUCCGAGCGGUACCUCCAACAGCCAUUCCCGCCUAUCCAGGUGUGGUUUACCAGGACGGAUUUUACGGUGCUGACCUCUAUGGUGGAUACGCAGCCUACAGAUAUGCACAGCCCGCUACCGCGACCGCGGCCACAGCUGCCGCCGCCGCCGCUGCAGCUUAUAGCGACGGUUACGGCAGGGUGUACACAGCCGACCCCUACCAUGCCCUGGCCCCUGCCGCUAGCUAUGGAGUUGGCGCUGUGGCGAGUUUAUACCGAGGUGGCUACAGCCGAUUUGCCCCCUACUGAAGUGACGUGAGACCCCGCAAAUGGGACAGCCCCCCAGUUCAUGAGGCCUGGCUAUUGCAAUAUUUACUAGUAGAGGAACUCUAUAGCAAGAUGAAGAGGAAAAACAAACAAACAAACAAACAAAAAACACAAAAAAAGAGAGAAUACUUUUUUAUACCUCACUAUGUUCUUUGAAUAUGUAUUUUUCCUUUAAAUUUCUGCCUUUAAUUCUUUUGUUCCAAAGAUUGUGCAUUUUUUUCUUUUUUUUUUCUUUUUUUUUUUUUUUAACUGUGGUAAAAAAAAAAAAAAAAUAAUGCAUUUCCAUGUCUGUAUGUCCAUGCUAGCUCAUUCUGUCCAUCACGGAAGAGGCAGUUCAUGAGGAAGGAGAGACCUUAGGAGCUGAUGAAUGCAUGUGAUCAGAAAUCAGCAGACAGUUACCAAAGUGUAUCCGGUGCUGAGUGGCUCGGGGACAAGCAGAAGUGGAGAUCUUUCUGCGACAGGAUAUUCCUCUAGUCUCCUGAGUCCCUGGUCUUUGACAGGCACUUCUGGUCGGCUGUGGCCGGGCUCCACACGCUGAGAGAUGACAGGAGUUUGUGAUUGCAAAGUGGGAGGAUUACGAAGCCACUUUCCUCUCCUCUUCCCUCCUGUCUUCUCCAUCCUUUUUACAAUCAUCUUACCUGCACAGCCUGAGACAGUUGGCAUCGUUUUUGGAAGUAUGGUGUUAAUAUUUCCAAACAUGCUCUCAGACUGUGGAUAAUAAACACCUCGUUAGGACACCGAUCUCAGAAUGAACUCUGGAGCGUGAAAAAGAUCAUUGUUUUCUUUCUUGAGAUCCUAGCAUUCCUGCCGGGCCUCUUCUCCUUUCUCUGAACCACGGCUUAGCUCAUCUGUCCUUCUAUGAACUCCCUGCUCCCAUGUCCUCAAGAGUCCAAGCAUUUAGGACCCAGGGACAGGAGAAUAAAUAGCCAGUGACCAGAUUAAAGUACGGAGUAUCGGGAUGCAGUGAAGACAGGAAGGAGGAGAAAGGGGGUAUCGGCCACUGUCUGGCAGGGCUCUGAUGUUCCUGUUCUUUCUCUGACGUCAGGAGGGCAGGACAGGGUGUAAGUCCUACAAAAACCGUUAGCAAAAGAUCGAGCACCGAGUCCCGGGUCAGCUGUCCCUGGAAGUUUGCGGUGAUUGGGGCGCGCAAGGGAAGGCAGAGGCACUUUGUACCAGCUCCAAAGCCAUAGGAAUUUCCAGCUCCGGGAGCCUCUGUGAGCCACUUCUCUGUCCACAGGCUUGCGCUCUCGUGGCCCUUCUGCCCCCGGCUUCUCCUCAUCCUCCAAAGAUACCCAGCUGAGCACCCGCGUACUUGGCCUGUGCACCAACACUACCGGGCGUAACAUCCAGAGCCCCUGAGGUCCCCCCCCUCCCCAUGCUGGAAGGAGGGUCUGACACGGCAAGGACCUUAGGUGUUGCCAGAGUUGCGUGAUGGCCAUGGCGGCGCGUCACUGCUGUGGCUCAGCGGCUUCGAUUUGAUGCAUAAGCGAGGUGGGGGGGCGGGGUUUCUCUUCUAGCUCGUAAUGGUAAAGGCAAGGGUCCUGCAUCAUUUCCAGAAUGAAGGCACUCGGAAAUAGAAGAGCACGUUCUGUUUGGCUCCCUGGUCUGUUCACAUUGGUACUAGGGUGACCUCUCACCCAAGGGAUAGCUGCUAAAGGGAGAAAUUCAGAGACACGGAGCUUCAGCUUUGGGCUGGGUUUGUUUUCCGUUUGGUUUUUUUUGGUUUUGAUUUGUUUUGUUUUUUUUUUAACUCCUGCCUCCACACUUGUUCUUGGCUGAUAACUAUUCAUGUCCCUGAAUUAAAAUGACUGACACAUGGCAGCAUCAAGCAUCCUUUGUAAGCAGAGUGAUCUGUCCGGGAGGGACUGGCCUGUCGUGUAAAAAGCACAAAUCUUCUCCCCCCUUCAGAAGGCCCCCUCUCCUGGUGACCGGGGGACAGCCUGUCCCUGAAACGAGGGGAGACUUCGAGGAAGGUAGAGGCCUUGAUGCAAUCUUAACUGAUGCUGGAGAGGAAUGCAUGGGACAGAGGCCACCAGACUGCCCGGGCCGCUGGCCAUUUUUAAGGGAUCUCCACCCCAAGCCAAAGUUCGGUUUGUUACCCUUAUACAAUUUUUGUUGUGUGUAGAUAAAUAUUUUAGUUAGAAGAAGGGGAGUGGGGUGCGGGGCUGUCACAGUUCUAGAGAAUGGGGGCAGGGAGAAAUUUGUUUUUUCCUUUUCCUUUGGUUUUGAGGGAGAGCUUUUACUGACUAAAGACACGGAGAAAUUUCACGUCCCGUUGAAAUCAUAGGGGCCAUCGACGAAAAUGACAAACCACUGCUCAGUGGAGACAAGGCCACAUUUUAAACGGCUGUGACUGUCACAGAGGAGAAUGAGGGGACGAGCUUAGCCAUUUUCUCUUCUUGUGUCCGAGAAGGAGACGAGGAUGGUGGGAAGGGGAGAGAAGGCAGCUCCCACCGCCCUCUUCAAAGAGGCAGAAGCGCGAGCUUGGGGCACCCUUCGUACAUGUCAGUUCCGCCGGCCCUGGCCGGGGCCUCGGGGACGGGCCCUGCGCGCUCCGCUGCGUGUCCAGGGGGAGCCUAGCGCGCCUUCCCCCGGCUCCCUUUCCUAGGGAAGGCCAAGCAGACUUGUGCUUUCGCCAGAGGGGCCUUUGCCCCUCGGCGUCAGUGCGGAGACUCGGGGCGCCUAGCAGAGGUGGCGUCGCCUUCCCCAGCACCUCUUGAACUUUGAGACUCCGUACGGCCGGCCUCCUCGGAGGCAGGUUCCUCAGAGCACCCGGGCAUGUCUGUUCCUGCCUCUGGUCCCCACCGGACAGAGCGGGCGAGUCGGGAGAGAGUCUGGCGUGUUGGGGGUUCGUGGGAGAUGCCGCUUGAUAAUCCAGAAACCUCAGCAGUGCUGCACGCCAGCACAUGAGGGACCCGGGACCGCCACCGCGUCACCGUAGCUCCCGGCUUGGACUUCUGUGCCCAGUGUCUUAUUCCCAGAAAAGCUGGGCUCCUUGAAGGAGAUCCCCAGUGAGAACCUCUCUCUCAGGCUCCCUCUUUCAGCCCAGAGAGCUGCCCGUAGGUCUUUUCCGGAAUCCCUUGGGUUCCACGGUUCAGCCCCCUCGAACCCGGGUCAGCCGUUGCAACUCGUCGUUUUUAAGGCUCUCGGGUUUUACGAACUUGCCAUCGCCACCACCCUCCAACAGCCACAGGUGGGGCUGAGCCGGUGGUGUUCUUCCCUGAGAAAAAAGGGGGCUGGGGCUCCCGGCUUCGGGGGAGCUGGAGGACAGUACUCAGUAGAACCAGUGACCGCAGCUCUUCCUCAAAAGCAUAACUCCUAGGGGCUGCCCCGCUCUUACUUUCCUAGCGGACACGUGGGUGAGUCACCACCCGCGCCCCCGUCACCGGCCACUUAGCUUCCAGACGGGAGGGAGGUGUAGACCUGGGAUCGAAGCCACCCCGAGGACCCACAAGAAGGCCUUAAUCGCCCCCCUUUCCUGGGGCAGGAACACGAAUGCACAGCGGCCAGGACGGGGGAGGGGAGGCCGCCUGCGCCCUCCCCUCCCACCGAGUCCAGCCUCCUCUGCCGCUCGCAGCCUCCAGCCCAGUUAACAUUUGCAGAAUCGCAGACUUUCUCCCCCGCCCCCAGAUGAUAGGAAGAAAGGGACUUUGGGGGGAGGGGGAACGGGGAAGGGGUAGUGGUGUUUUGAAAAGCAUAAGUUACCUGUUUUCACUGUUAUAAGAUAGGAAAAAAAAUAGUGGGCAAGGUGAACAUCAGACAUAAACUCGUGUGUUUUUAUUUUGUCAUGCUCUUGAAAAUGUCUGACCAUUUGUAGUAAACACCAGUGACUCUUGAUUCUCUGUGGCAUAAAACACGAUCUUGUUUUCCUUUUUCUUUCUUUUUUUUCUUUCUUUCUUUUUUUUUUUUUUUUUUUUUUGGUAACGUUACUGUCCACAGACCUCUUCUUCCCUCCCUUUCCCUUUCCCCGUGUACUUCCUUCAUACUUGCUUUACUGAUCAACCAGGCAAUAGCCAUCCAAGAGCUAGAGCGUGAAGCAGGGCCCUCUCUCUCCGGGUCGGCUCUGGGUGUCCUAAGCCAGCACGUGCCCUCUGGUUUAGUGAGUGCAGUCGCGUCCCUGGCGCCUCUCUUGAAAAUUAGGCUCGCGAGCCAGACUCCAGCGAGGUCUCCAGUUCCUGAAUCAGGUGUACCAGGAAUGAGGAGCCCAGGGCGGAGGGGACUCCUCGGUACCGGGGUUGGCUGUAGCCGCCGACUCGUUCUCCACGUUACCGGAACUGUAGCCAGUUACAGUUUACUCAGGAAAACGGUAGAUCAAUUCAGCCAUGGUAGUGCUGCUUGGCAGGGAUUGGUAACCGAGGGAACUGCUCAUCAGCCAAAACGCAAACCUUGCCUUUAAGGAGACCGCCGGCGGGGGGAGGGGCUCUCCGUGUCCGGCUGGUCACACGCGCCGGUGUGGGGAAGGCUCGGUGACACCGGCAAGCAAAAAGGGAACAUCAAUUCUCCUUCCUCUCCCCACCCCCGGCCCCAGUUGCCCACACCAGAUUCCCAGGGGGUACAAUCGUUUUUGAAUUUUUUUUUUUUUUAAAUGACUUUUAGUUUUUCUGGGGACUGAUAAGUGCUUUAAGCAAUGUCUCUACCCCACUGAGACUCCCAGCUUAGCCAUUUUCUUAUAUUUUUCUGUUCACAGUAUUUGUGUGUGUGUGCGUGCGUGUGCGUGUGUGCGUGUGUGUGUGUGUGUGCUUGUUUCCGGCAGCUCGUUUUGGCUGUAUUAUAUAUCGAGUGAUGAAUUGAUCCUCUUUUUUCCCCCGAAGGGAUAUGAAUUGUUUUGUUUUGGGUUUUUUUUUUUCCUUGUGUUCUAAUUCUGCUUGUGAAUAGCUGGAGCCCACCUAGGGCUGACCCACGUAAGCUAGGGCUCAAGCGCUCAGAGAGCCAGCAUGGUCGACUCGCGUCCUUGACGGCGGACCGACCUGUGUCCCUGAGCCUUUCAGUCCAAAUCUUUGCAAGGCUGAAAACGCCACAGAACCUCUCCUCUCCUCCCCACCCCCCAUGGCAGGGACUGGACCACCCCAACACACACCAUGCAGCUUCUCCGGCCCCUCCCAUUGCCAUGGCUGAGCAGGUACCUUCGGGGCACGGGGGCAUCACAUGGGAUGCUUGUAUAACUGACCACCUCGCCUUCUCUCCCCACCCCCACCCCCAGAGUCACUUCCUAGGGCCCCCGAGCUGCUUGCCCCGGGUCCUGUUUCCCCGCAAACUCCAGAGAAGCACCCCAGGGCUUUGUGACAGUCUCUGACUCCCUCCCCUUCUCGUUAAGAAUCAUAUUGUAUAGUAGCUUUCAGACCAUACAGUAUUCAUUGGGUUACUCCUCUUAUUAUCAAGUAGCUGGAAUUGUGAAGGUCGGAGUAGUUAGAUCUUUAGCUUUUAUUCCUUAUUUUUUUGUAUUACUAUCCAUGUGUAUAAAUUAUUGAUCAUGUUGCUGGCUUUUAUAAACUCUAAGCAAAGGAGGAGCGCUGCCUCUGCCUUUGCAAAUGGUAAUGAAGCACUGUUUUUAAAUAAAAGAGAGAAACACCA
This is a messenger RNA of Hyaena hyaena (striped hyena), 7035 nucleotides long. RefSeq names its product RNA binding fox-1 homolog 2 (gene RBFOX2). Gene Ontology annotation, molecular function: mRNA binding. Gene Ontology annotation, cellular component: cytoplasm; nucleus. The record is from RefSeq and is a predicted model, not a curated record. The transcript has 14 exons. Bases 91 to 1446 code for a protein of 451 amino acids. Gene Ontology annotation, biological process: nervous system development; regulation of alternative mRNA splicing, via spliceosome. Lineage: Eukaryota; Metazoa; Chordata; Mammalia; Carnivora; Hyaenidae.